CAACACUCCAAUGCCAGAAUUACCUGAGGUACAGAGAGCGGUAAACACGCUGAAACACGUCGCCAAAGGCAAACGGAUCACCAAAGUAGUGACGUAUCCAGAUCCUAUCGUGUUCAAUGCGACAACGAACGAGGAGUUUGGAAAAGAACUUGAAAACAGAACGGUGUCGGAUGCUAAGAGGUACGGGAAGGUAUUCUACCUAGACUUGGAUGGAAAGGGGAAGAAACCGGUUCUGCACUUUGGGAUGACUGGAAUGCUCCAUGUUAAAGGCGUGAAGCCCAUGCAUUACAAGGAAGCGCCCCGAAAGGACUCGGAGGACACGUGGCCUCCAAGGUUUUGCAAGUUCAUCCUGCACCUCCAGAAUCCUACCGGCUCAAGUAAUGGCGAGCCAGAAACUGAAGUAGCCUUUAUCGACGCCCGUAGGCUCGCUCGAAUACGAUUGUGUACCUCUCCAAUGGAGGAACGUCCCAUCUCUGAACUUGGGUUCGACCCUUUGUUAUCCAUGCCUUCCCUCGAAACCUUCUCCCGCACAGUCUUGAAACGCUCAUGUCCUAUCAAAGCGCUUCUCCUUGACCAAUCUUUCAGCGCAGGAGUUGGUAAUUGGGUGGCAGAUGAAGUGCUCUAUCAUGCCAGGAUACACCCAGAACAACGCUGCAACACUUUAACCACUGAACAACUGAAGAAUUUACAUCACUGUAUCGUCUAUGUUUGCCAAACUGCGGUGGAUGUCGAUGCGGACCACAAAUUAUUUCCAGAAAACUGGUUGUUUGGUCACCGUUGGAACAAAGGGAAGAAGAGUUUCUCGGUCAAACCUUUGAUGCUGCCAUCUGGCAGCAAGGCUACCAUCAAAUGGAUCACGGUUGGCGGCAGAACGUCUGCUUAUGUCCCGGAGCUGCAAAGACUCUCCCCGAAUCAGUCCAAGGAUACAAAGACUGAAGGAGAAUCUGAAGCCGGUGAAAGCGAUCUGACCUCGUUGGUCGAUUCUGACGAGGAGGAAAUUUCAAAAAAUAAACCAGCUAUACAGAAGCGCAAGGCCCCCAAGAGCACCGAACAACCAGCGAGGCAACAGCCAGCACGCUCCUCCAAGAGAUUGAAGGGCAUCACCGUCGACGGCGACACCUAA
Molecule: messenger RNA, 1123 nt
Organism: Coprinopsis cinerea okayama7#130
Lineage: Eukaryota; Fungi; Basidiomycota; Agaricomycetes; Agaricales; Psathyrellaceae
Product: AtMMH-1
Exons: 9
Coding region: 11-1123 (370 amino acids)
Biological process (GO): base-excision repair
Cellular component (GO): nucleus
Molecular function (GO): DNA-(apurinic or apyrimidinic site) endonuclease activity; DNA N-glycosylase activity; zinc ion binding
Source: RefSeq, a predicted model, not a curated record